UUGUCGCGUUUAAAAUUAAAAUCUGAAUUUUGGUUGUUCCUAAACACAAAGGGAAAGCUGGACGAGCAUGGAAAACUGGUGUCGGCGCUCAAAGAGGUUGAUAUUGUGAUAUCAGCAUUGGCAGUCCCCCAACAUCUUGACCAACUCAACAUAAUCACAUCAAAGAGGCCGGCAAGGUUUGUCCCGUCAGAAUUCGGGAAUGAAGUGGACCGGGUGAGUGGGGCCCUCCCACCUUUCCAGAAGCUUCUCGACGAUAAGAAAAAGAUCAGGAGGGCUACUGAGGAGGCUGGGAUACCUUUUACCUUGUCUCUCCCAACACAUUUGCAGCUUAUUUUGUUGAUAUUGUGCUGCAUCCAAAUCAACUCUCCCAUGAACUCACUAUUUAUGGAGAUGGCAAAAACCAAAGCUGUAUGGAACUAUGAAGAAGACAUUGCGGUUUCCUCCUUUGAACUAGCAGUAGAUGACUUGGAAGCCUCGAAGCUGUACCCAGAGCACAAGUACACUUCAAUCGACAACCUUCUUAACCGUUGUCUUGUCGAUCCGCCCAAAACCAAACUUGCAUCAUUUGCUUAG
This is a messenger RNA of Striga asiatica, 573 nucleotides long. NCBI's taxonomy places the organism in Eukaryota, Viridiplantae, Streptophyta, Magnoliopsida, Lamiales, Orobanchaceae. The record is from the annotation of a GenBank genome assembly.